CGCGUUUCCUGCUGUCACCCACUUCGAAUUUUAUACGCCUGUCCGCGCUUUUUCGUUGUUUUUACUUAAGAAUACCAAAGAAAGCCCAGCUGUUCCGUUUGGUGUGUAUGUGAUGAAUGUCCCGACUCCCACUAUCGUCUCUCUGUCUGUCUGUGAUUUUUGUUUUUGUCAACUACUAUCUGAACCUCUUUAAUCUAAAGUUAAUAGAGAGAGAGAGAGAGAACCGGUCUUUCUCUCACGCGCAAAGAAAACCCAAGAAAGUAUGGCGUCGAAAUGCUUCUUGUGCUUCUGCUCUGCAAUUUUCUUCUCCUUCCUUUUGAUGGGUCUCUUGGUUUCUUCUUCUUCUCCUUCCACUUUCAUUUCAGAUAGUAUCUUUGAAUCUUACUCAUCUACUGGCCGGAACCUUCUUCAAGCUAGAAAAGCUUGCCCGGUGAACUUCGAAUUCUUGAACUACACAAUCAUCACAAGCAAAUGCAAAGGGCCUCGGUACCCAGCUGAUCUUUGUUGUGCGUCAUUCAAGGAAUUUGCUUGCCCUUACGCGGACGUGUUGAAUGAUUUAACAAAUGACUGCGCUACAACCAUGUUCAGCUACAUUAACCUCUAUGGAAAAUACCCACCUGGCCUUUUUGCCAGUGAGUGCAGAGAAGGGAAGGAGGGUCUUGCAUGCCCUGCACCAACACCAUCAGAGUCGGCCAAUGAAAGUGAAAGUGAGACCGUGUGCUACCCAUCGUCACUAUUGAUGCUCACAGCUGGUUUCUUGCUGGGGUUACUGACUUUAUAAAAGCCCCAAAGUCAAAUAUCCUUCCUUUUUUUUUCUCUCCCUCUAUAUUUUUAUGACCUUGUGAAGACAAAUUUUUUUCAUACUAUCAGGUUCUUGCCCACGCUUUCCUUUGUAUAUCAGCAGCUGGAGCUGAUAAUUUUCAGUUUGGCAUUCCCAAAAUUCAUUUAUGUAUCAAUUUGUACUUUGUUGGCCCCGAAUGGUUGGGGACCUGGGGUUAGGAGUUUGUUCUAUCCUUUUUUAUUUUAUUUUUAUAAGUUGGAGUUUGUUCUAUCCUGGAUGUCGCUUUGUGCGUUGGUACGCCUAAUGUGCUACGAAAGUUGAUUAAAGUACCGAUUAUAUUCA
Messenger RNA from Juglans microcarpa x Juglans regia, 1123 nucleotides. RefSeq names its product GPI-anchored protein LLG1. The record is from RefSeq and is a predicted model, not a curated record. Bases 263 to 781 code for a protein of 172 amino acids. NCBI's taxonomy places the organism in Eukaryota, Viridiplantae, Streptophyta, Magnoliopsida, Fagales, Juglandaceae. The transcript has 3 exons.